Molecule: messenger RNA, 2157 nt
Organism: Hyphopichia burtonii NRRL Y-1933
Lineage: Eukaryota; Fungi; Ascomycota; Pichiomycetes; Serinales; Debaryomycetaceae
Gene: AGC1
Product: amino acid transporter
Exons: 1
Coding region: 1-2157 (718 amino acids)
Biological process (GO): aspartate transmembrane transport; L-glutamate transmembrane transport; malate-aspartate shuttle
Molecular function (GO): L-glutamate transmembrane transporter activity; L-aspartate transmembrane transporter activity
Source: RefSeq, a predicted model, not a curated record
AUGUCAGCUAAGGAGCUUUUUGACCAGUUUAGUGUUGAUGGACCCAAUGGGAAGUCAUUGAGUUUACCACAGUUUAUUACUAUUUUAUCACCAUUUGAAAAUGAUUUACCUAAACAAUCGUAUUCGUUACUUUAUUUAAUUGCUGAUCGAGACGCUAAAGGGUAUGUUACCGAGGAAGAUUGGCUUAAAUUUACUGAUACUUUAACUGCUAAAGAUGGAGAGUUUAAGUUAUUAUUUAAUUUAAUUAGGAAGAAUCCUGAAUCGAAUAAGUUGGGUUAUGAUGAGUGUUUAAAUCAGUUAAACAAUUUGAAUAAAGCCAUUGAUGCAAAUUAUCAACAGAAGAAGAUUAAGUUGAAUUGGACUUAUUUUAAUCAAUUUUUCCAACCUUAUGGAGAAAUUGAAUAUAGUGAUUUUAUAACUUUGAUAAAUUAUUUACCAGUUACUAAAUUAAUUGGGAAUUUUGAAAUAUUAGCCAAUAAAAAGGGUACUAUUGAUUCAAAUGAAUUAAAUGAAUUAUUGAUGAAUAAUUUAUAUCAUAAAUUAUCUAAAAAUUUAAAACAAAAUUUGAAUUCAUUACCAGAAUUUUUCAAUAAAGAUGAAUUUACAUUGUCAAAUGUUUUAUUCAUUUAUAAUUGUUUAAAUAAAGUUGAUUUGAUUAAUGAAACAAUUGCUAAUACUCCACCAACUACCCAAGAUAAAAAGGAUAUUUUGAUUAAUAAACAGGAUUUAUAUAAUCAUUUAAAUGAUCAUUUAUUAAAAUCUUCUAAUUUCAAACCAGUUUCAAUCGUGGAACUCGAUUUAUUAUUUCACCUCAUAAAUAAAAAUGAAGAAACAAUUCCUAGAAAAGACCUUAUAUCUUUUCUUAAUCCAAAUUAUAAUAAUAAUUUACCAAGUUUAUACUCAAUUUUUGAACAUCCUGCUGCUCAACCGGUUCAAGAUGAUAAUUUUUCUCUUUGGCCCAUCUUUGAUUCUUUAUAUUCCUUCUUUUUAGGUUCAAUUGCUGGUUGUAUUGGUGCCACUGUGGUUUACCCUAUUGAUUUAGUUAAAACUAGAAUGCAAGCCCAAAGACAUAAAGCCGCUUAUAAAAAUUCUUUAGAUUGUUUCAAAAAAAUUGUUAAGAAUGAAGGUUUAAAAGGUUUAUAUUCUGGUUUAGCUGCUCAAUUAGUUGGGGUUGCUCCUGAAAAAGCUAUCAAAUUAACCGUUAAUGAUUUAGUUCGCAAAAUUGGUACUAAUGAUGAUGAUAAUUCAAUUACAAUGCCUUGGGAAAUUUUAGCUGGUUCUUCUGCCGGUGCUUGUCAAGUUAUCUUCACCAAUCCUUUGGAAAUUGUUAAAAUUAGAUUACAAAUGCAAGGUGGUUCUCAAAAUAAAGUAUUGAAACCAGGUGAAAUUCCUCAUAAAAAAUUAACUGCCGGUCAAAUUAUCAAAACUUUAGGGGUUAAAGGUUUAUAUAAAGGUGCUUCUGCUUGUUUAUUAAGAGAUGUUCCUUUUAGUGCUAUUUAUUUCCCAACUUAUGCUAAUUUGAAAUAUUUAUUAUUCGAUUUUGAUCCUUCAAAUCCAAAUAAAAAACAUCGUUUAGACUCUUGGCAACUAUUAAUUAGUGGUGCUUUAGCUGGUGCUCCCGCUGCUUUUUUCACUACUCCUGCAGAUGUUAUUAAAACUAGAUUACAAGUUGAACAAAAGAAAGGGGAAACUAAAUAUAAUGGUAUUGCUCACGCUUUUAAAACUAUUUUGAAAGAAGAAGGUGUGGGUGCUUUCUUUAAAGGGUCUUUGGCAAGAGUGUUUAGAUCAUCUCCUCAAUUUGGUUUCACUUUGGCCUCUUAUGAACUCUUACAAAAUUUAUUUCCUUUACAUCCUCCAAAUACUAAAGAAUCAAACUUUAAAGCAAUUAGUGGAUAUCCUGGUGUUUACUCUUUAACAAAUGAUCAAGUCUAUAACGGCCGUGAUACUAGAACCAUUUACCUCAAUCAACAAAAAUUGUUUAAACAAAAUGGUUUAAUUGCAAAUAAUAAUUCUGAAAAAUUAAACGAUGCCUUGGUCAAAAUCCCUGCUGAAUACGUUUAUAAAAGUCAAGAUACUAUUAAAUUACUAUUAGAUGUUGAUUAUAAAUUUGGAAAUUUCAAUUAUGAUUCCUAUAUUAAUUAUAUCAAAAAAUUUUAA